Vespa mandarinia (Asian giant hornet) is the source of this 4677-nucleotide messenger RNA. RefSeq names its product 3'-5' RNA helicase YTHDC2. Gene Ontology annotation, molecular function: helicase activity; protein binding; ATP binding. Gene Ontology annotation, cellular component: intracellular anatomical structure. The record is from RefSeq and is a predicted model, not a curated record. Lineage: Eukaryota; Metazoa; Arthropoda; Insecta; Hymenoptera; Vespidae.
CUAAUAUCAUCAUUUAAAAUUAAUAUUUAAGGAAUAUGCUGAAAUAACGACAUCAUUUACUUCUAAAUUUAAAAAAAAUCUAAAAGAUUCGUCGUAUAAGUUUUACUGACAAAAAUUUACUUGAUUUUAAUUGUUAUAUAUAUAUAUAUAUAUAUAUAUAUAUAUAUAUAUAUAUAUAUAUAUAUAUAUAUAUAUAUAUAUAUGCAUAUGCAUAGAUACAUAAUAAGCGCGUCAUCUCUCGGAUGUGUUAAUCGAAUAAGAUACGUCGUUAAAUUUCAGAACUGAUAAUUAUUAUUAAAUUUUAAGCUCUUAUCACAAGUUAUCGCCAAGUGUCCACCAUCAAAAAUUUGUAAUAUUAAGUUUUAAACAUUGAAUCGGUUCAAGUGCGCAUAGAUAUUCCGAUAAGAAGACCCCCCCCUCACAUUGCUUUAUCAUUGCCUUAAAUAAAAAUUGCAUUGUCUCAAUAACUCAGCACGAUAAUUCAUUAUUCUUUUCUUCUUCUUUUACUUCUAUAUCUAUACUUCUUCUCUUUCUAUCUUCGUUAUUUUUUCUUUUAAUUCUUGUCUCGUCAUAGUCAUUUAAUAUAAUUACAAAGCGACGAAGCGUUUAAUUAAGGUAUACAUUAUUCAUUUAGAAUUAAAUUGCGCACGUAUAAUUUCCUAAUAACCUGUUCUUCCCCGCCACCCCAUCCCCCGUCAAUGCCUUCUUUUUUAAAUUGUAUUUUGUGUAUGUUUUUUCUUUAAGUACUUAGCUACUUAUGCGCGCAGAUGUUUAUAUAUCUACAAAAAAAAAAGAAAAAAAAAGAAAAAGAAAGAAAAUGUUAAACGCGAAGAAAUACAUUAUUAAUUACGUAUAUGUAUAUUUACGCCUCGUCUAUUACCUAAUCAAUACGUAUAAAAAAAAAAGAAAGUUGGAUCGAUAAAUACGAAUGAUGUUAAAGUUUAGAUCUAUUUGAUAAAACUAAACACAUUCAGCAGAUAUAUAUUAGAGUGAAUUUUCAAUAUUAAUCAUGCCUCGCCACAAACAACGAAAACAUCCACUGAUAGGAGAAGACACUAGAAUAGCAGUAAACUUAACUUUGAAGAAAUUAUUGGAAACACCGGAUCAAAAAGAAUUAGAAUUUCCAUCUUCUUAUACAGCAAUAGAACGAGCUUAUAUCCAUGAACUUGUUAAGGAUCUUGGCUUAAAAUCCAAAAGUAGAGGUAAAGGCAAAAACCGAUUUUUAACGGUAUACAAGAGAGAAGGAUCUACCAUAGUUCAAGCUGAUGCUGUAAUCAAGCUGCAAAAGUCAUCGAAACAAAGUAUUUAUGCUUUAUUAAAUAAUUUCCCAUUGAAUCAUAAAGAAUGUCAAGAUUUAUUACCUCCAAUGGAAAGAGAACGGCCUCUUAAUGCAGAUGUUAUUACAAAUACAAAGGCUAUGGGUCGCUUGAACAGUAGCAUCCCACAAGUACCACAAUUAAAGACAAAUUUUGAUGUAUUGAAUUUUCGUAAAUCACUUCCAAUUUUUAAUGCACGAGAAGACAUUUUAAAUGCUUUGGCUACCAAUCAAGUAGUCAUAAUAGCUGGGGAAACAGGAAGUGGUAAAACCACACAAGUACCUCAAUAUAUAUUAGAGCAUUGCCAGCAAAGACAUCAAAUUUGUAGAAUUAUAUGUACUCAACCAAGGAGACUUUCUGCAGUAUCCGUUGCAGAAAGAGUAGCAUUUGAAAGGGACGAAAAAAUUGGACAAACAUUUGGUUAUCAAAUUAGACUUGAAAGUAGAGUUGCGCCUAAAACUCUUUUGACAUAUUGUACUAAUGGGGUUCUUCUUAGGACUCUUAUGGGUGGAGAUUCUGCCUUGACUACAGUAACACACAUAAUAGUGGAUGAAGUUCACGAACGUGAUAGAUUUUGUGACUUCCUUUUGAUAGCAUUAAAAGAUGCAAUGAAUAAAUAUAGAUCAUUGAAAAUUGUGUUAAUGAGUGCAACAUUAGAUACUACUAUUUUUGCAAAGUACUUUGAUAAGUGUGUUGUUAUCAAUAUUCCUGGUAGAUUGUAUGAAGUUGAAACAUAUUUCCUUGAGGAUGUUUUGAAAAUGACCGGCUAUAUGACUAAAGAAAUGAUUAGGAGAAAGAAAGAAUUUUUAAAUAAAAAGGAACAGUGCAAGGUCUUAGAAUCUUGGACUCAGUACAAGCCACAAAUAUCUGGUAAAGGCCCAUUGAAUGAAAGAUGUUUGUUGCCAGCACCGAUAUUAGCACAACAAAAUGAGCCCAUACCAGAGAAAGUUAAACUUGAACCGUGGUUGAUAGAGGAAGUAGACAAAAGUAUAUCGGACGCAUGGUUAUGUGGUGGAGAAGAUAAUUUUGCACAAUUAUUGCAUUUUAUACUUUCCGAAAAUGUUUCAGUAGAUUAUCAGCAUUCUAAGACAUUAGUUACACCAUUGAUGGUUGCUGCAGGUAGAGGAUGCAUAAAUACUACCGAACAACUUUUAAAUCUUGGAGCAAAUUUGAAUCUUCGAGCUGGUAACGAGUGGACUGCAUUAGAUUGGGCAAAAAAUAUGAAACAAAUCGAAUGUGCAGAAUUGAUUGAGGCAUAUAUGAAAACGUAUGAUUGUACAGUGCAAGAUUGUGAAAUAGUACAAGGUGACAACGUUUCUAUUUCUGAAGAAGAUAAAAUGUUAUUAGAUGUAUAUCAUCAUACAUUCAAUGAUGAAAAUAUUGAUCAUGAUCUUCUUUUACAUCUCGUUAUAUAUAUCCAUUUAAAAAUGCCACCAGGUUCAUUAUUAAUAUUUUUACCUGGUUAUGAUGAUAUAGUAACUAUGAGAGAAAGAAUAAACGGCGAAGAAAAGAAAAUGAAUCAAGGCCUUCGUUACAAUUUAUUUGUACUUCAUUCAAAUAUGCAAAUAUGUGAUCAGAAAAAAGUAUUCAAGCCUAGUAUGCAGGGAACUAGAAAGAUUAUUCUUUCUACAAAUAUUGCAGAAACAAGUAUUACGAUCGAUGAUGUUGUUUACGUGAUUGAUUCAGGAAAAAUAAAAGAAAAAUCAUUCGACGCGAUAUCCGGUGUAUGUACGCUUCGUUCAAAUUGGAUAUCACAAGCAUGUGCAAAGCAACGAAAAGGAAGAGCUGGCAGAUGUGGAAAAGGAUUCUGUUAUCGUUUAUUCUCAUCAAUUCGUUUUAGCAGUAUGCAAUUACAUCAAACACCUGAAAUCUUACGAUUACCCUUGCAAGAGUUAUGUCUUUUUACAAAACAUUUGGCACCAGGAAAUACACCAAUCGCAGAAUUUUUAGACAGAGCUUUAGAGCCACCCUCCAAUAUAGUAACUAGAAAUGCCGUUCAAUUAUUGAAGACAAUUGAUGCAUUGGACCCAUGGGAAGAUCUUACCGAAUUAGGAAGUCAUUUAUUAGAUAUACCGAUUGAACCAAGAUUAGGGAAAAUGUUGUUAUAUGCAGUAGUUUUGAAAUGUCUCGAUCCAAUUUUAACGAUCGUUUGCAGCUUGGCAUAUAAAGAUCCAUUUAUUCUGCCAGCUCAACCAUCACAAAAAAGGGCUGUAGCUGCUGCACGAAAAAAAUUUGCUACCGGGACAUUUUCAGAUCAUAUGGCUGUAUUGCGAGCAUUUCAGGGUUGGCAAAAUGCAAGAGCUAGCGGGAAGGAACGUAGUUUCUGUGAAAAAAAUUUCAUUUCAGCGCCUGUUAUGGAAAUGGUAGUUGGAAUGCGAACUCAACUUCUUGGUCAACUUCGUGCAUCUGGAUUUGUUAGAGCGAGAGGUGCUGGUGACAUUAGAGAUUUAAAUACCAAUUCUGAAAAUUGGGCGGUCGUUAAAGCAGCUUUAACAGCUGGUUUAUAUCCAAAUAUAAUCAGAGUCGAUCGAGAUCAUAUGCAACUAAGAACGCAAAAAGAAGUGAAGGUCUUUUUCCAUCCAUCAUCGACGUUAAGAGAUUUUCCAAAAUCUCCUAGAAUGACUUAUGCUCAAACUCAUGCAGCUAAUGUAGAAUCAUUACCGUCCGAUUGGUUACUCUAUGAAGAGAUGAGUCGUACUGGUCGGUUUUGUCAUGUUAAAAUCGUUACGCUCGUUAAUCCCUUGACCGUAGCACUUUUCAGUGGUCCAGCAAGAUUACCUAUGGAUACUAUUUAUGAAGCUGGUGCAAUACCCGAAAGCGAAUCUGAUUCCGAAGUGGAUGAAAAUCAUGAGGGUACUAUUUUUAAGUUGGACGAUUGGAUUGUAUUUAAACUUGAUCUUGAAACUGUACAAUUGUUUUUAAAUUUACGACAAAAAUGGAACGCCCUAUUUUUACGACGUAUGAAAGCACCAGGAAAACCUAUGUCACAAUUAGAUGAAAAAGUUGUUAGUACAUUAGUUACAGUUCUGACUAAUGAGGAGCAAGCAUGUGGAUUGCAACAACCUUCAGGAAUUGGACAAAGACCUCGUCCAUUAAUAGUCGAUUAUUAUCCUGCAAAUGCUAGAAGAGCAGAUGACUUUGUAGAGAGAAAUUUUUAAAGAGAGACAUUGUUUUACUUUAAAGGAAUGGAAAAGAAAGUUGUAAUCAUGUACAGUUUUAUAUUAUUUAAAAAAAUAUGUUCUUCUUAAUGGUUUUUAUAUUACUCUAUGAUGUCUUAUAUUUACAUCACUCUAUUUCUAUGAAAGUAGUUGUAUACUGUUUAUAAAUGGUUGCUUAAAUAAUGAUAAUUCAAUUAAUAACA